AUGCCGUUAAUAUUAGUCCGCGAGCAGCUGACUGCCGUCCUCUUCCGCAAGGGGCCGGUGAACACGGGCACCUCUCUAGUACUGUCCAGCCUGCUGUCAGUGCUGGUGUUCGCUGGGAUGCAGAUGUUCAGUAAACAGUUGGGAUCCACCGAGUGGCUCACAAUCCUGGGAGGUUUCCUCGGCUCAGUCCUCUUCAUCUGCUCCCUCACUGCAUUUAAUAAUAUGGAAAAUCUGAUUUUUGGGAAGGGAUUCCAAGCCAAGAUAUUCCCAGAGAUUCUGCUGUGCCUGUGCCUGUCACUGUUUGCCUCUGGUCUGGUCCACCGUGUCUGUGUCACCACAUGCCUGAUAUUCUCCCUCUUUGCCUUGUACUACAUCAACAAAGUAUCUGCAGCUCUCUACCAAGCAGCUGUUCCCGCAGUAACUCCAGCAAAAGCUGCCAGCAAGGGCAAAAGGAAGAACUGAUGAAUUUGUUGGAUCCCACUUGCAUCCAGCAAAUCAGUUAAUAUUUCCCAGGAGCUGAUGGCCAGUGCAACACAGCAGUUUCACAUUUUGUAUAAAUGUUUUGAACCCAUAGCCCUUGGUGUAUUUCUGCAGGCGUUUUAAAGAUUACUUGGAAAGUUAUGAUCAGUUCAAUGACUACAACUUUGAAGCCAAUAUAACGACACAUUGAUUAUUUUUUUCCCCAGCGAUCUCAAUUUGAACCAAGGCCAUUAAAAGAAGCCUGACGGCCAUCACAUUCCAUUGAUAACCUUUUUACGAUUGCAAAGAGAUUCAAACAGGUUAUCUGUAUUCAUCAGCACAUCAAGUUGCUUUUUUGUUUAAUUCAUUUUGUACGUG
Messenger RNA from Anarrhichthys ocellatus (wolf-eel), 837 nucleotides. It is a transcript of the gene krtcap2, whose product is annotated as keratinocyte associated protein 2. NCBI's taxonomy places the organism in Eukaryota, Metazoa, Chordata, Actinopteri, Perciformes, Anarhichadidae. Gene Ontology annotation, biological process: protein N-linked glycosylation. The record is from RefSeq and is a predicted model, not a curated record. The transcript has 5 exons. The coding region runs from base 1 to 462 and encodes 153 amino acids.